AUAGCUUGGUGCCCUGUCUUGAGUGUGCUCCUGGUCACAGUUUUGCGAUUUUCUUCUGGGGACAGUGCGGACUGAUUCUGCAGGACCAUUUGUGGUAGAUAUGAAGGAGGUGGUGUGGCUGCUACCAUCGCCAGGGGUGGAUGGCGGUGGUGCCAUUGAGAAGCAGCAGCAGCAGCAACUGGUGCAUUGCCAGGAGUGCAGCUUCCUCAGAUUGGGACCUGUGACCUGCUGUUCCAACAGCUGCUCCACCUGCUGCUUGCAUGGUGCCAAGUGGAACGUGUGCAGCAAAGUGUUGGUGUCGCCGCUGGUCUUCUCGCUGAACGCGCAGCAGGUGACAACUGCUGUGCCCUUAGUUCAGGGAGCGGAGCCCGGCUUCCACGACGGUACACCGCUACAACAGCUGGCCAUACAUGACGACACCUGCGAGCAUCACCUGCUGCACUGCCUCGUUCAGCCAGACACGUGUUCAUGGCACGGCGAGCGUGCCGACCUGGAGGCGCACACCCAGGCCAAACACCCACAACACUUCGUGCGCUUCCCCAGCACCGUGGGCAACAGUGUCUCGUGGCGCAUCUCUAAGAAUGGCUGCUGCAUCGACCUGGUGCGCCACCUUGUUGUGGCCUUGGGUGAGAUGUUCGUCUACCAAAAGCAGUUCAGUUACCAGGAGCGUCAGCUGUUCAUUGCCAUUCAGCUGGUGGGCCCUCCUGAACGUAGCAGGCUCUACCGGUACAAGUUCAGGCUCACCCGCAAUGAGGGUGCCCACUCUGUGACUUUCGAGCAUGCUGUCCAUUCACAGAAUGAGAACCUGCAGCGAACAUUCGGCCUCGGUGACUGCAUCAAAGUGCCCUAUGAUACUAUCUCUCAGUUCUGCCAUGGCGAGAGGGUGCUCAUACUGCAUAAGCUUGAGCCUCCAUAUGAGCUAAAUGUUGGAACCACACAUUUGUAGUCCUCUAAUUAUUGUGAUGCAUAGUUUUGAUGCUAUGGUUAUCACAGACCUACUAAUGUCUUGUUAAUACAUAGCCUGACACAAAAUCGACACCGCUUAUCACAUAUCAGUGAGAAUUUAAGGUGUAAGAAGAUUAGUGGCAGAAUCCACAACACCGACUAAAAUCUGUGCGCGUACAUGCACACAGAGAAUUAUGUCACACUUUUCUGUUAUUCAUUCAUUUGACCAAAAUGUGCCCUCUAGUCACUGGUUUAUGGUGUGUUUAUACUGAGCAAUGGGGCUCAGUAGUGAGGCAAUGGACUCAUACACACAUCUAAAAACGUUCUGCAUCACCCAAGUUACGACAGUUCCGGUACCUGUACAGAAGAUGGAAAUAGAGAUCAACAUGAAUACGAUUUUGCCCUUUUUAUUGCUCAUGAAAUCCAAGCAUUGCAUGUUGUACCACCAUACAGUGAGACUUUCGGAGUCUGUUGUAGAUAGAGACUGUUGUAGACACUGGUCCCUCCAAUACCCGAUAGCACGUCCUCUUGCAGUGAUGCAUGCCUGUAUUCGUCGUAGCAUACUAUCCACAACUUCAUCAAAGCACUGUUGGUCCAGAUUGUCCCACUACUCAACGGCGAUUCGGCGUAGAUCUUUCAUAGUGGUUGGUAGGUCACAUCGUCCAUAAACAGCCCUUUUCAAUCUAUCCCAGGCAUGUCCGAUAGGGUUCAUGUCUGGAGAUAAUGCGUUUAAGGCGUUCAGCCCGAACGGGUUGCCUCCAAACACGUCUCCGACGAUUUUAUGGCUGAAGGCACAUGCGACACUCAUCGGUGAAGAGAACGUGAUGACAUUCUUGAGCGGUCCAUUCGGUAUGUUGUUGGAUCCAUCUGUACCGCGCUGCAUGGUGUCGUUGUUGCAAAGAUGGACCUCGUCAUGAACGUCGAAAGUGAAGUUUCGCAUCAUGCAGCCUACUGCGCACAGCUUGAGUCGUAACACGACGUCCUGUGGCUGCACGAAUAGCAUUUUACAACAAGGUGGCGUUGCUGUCAAGGUUCCUCCGAGCCAUAAUCCGUAGGUAGCGGUCAUCCACCGCCUGAGCGAGGCAUGUCAUCGAAAGUUUCUGUCUCUCUGUAUCUCCUUCAUUUCUGAACAACAUAGCUUUGGUUCACGCCGAGACGCCUGGACACUUCCAUUGUCGAGAGCUCUUCAUGCCACAAAGUAACAAUGCCGAAGCGAUCGCACCGUGCUAUAGACCGUCGAGGCAUGGAUGAAAUACAGACAAAUCUAGCCGUGUACCUCCUUCCCGGUGGAAUAACUGGAACUGAUCGGCUAUCGGACCUCCACCGUCUAAUAGGCGCUGCUCAUGCAAUGUUGUUUACAUCUUUGGGCGGGUUUAGUGACAUCUCUGAACAGUCAAAGGGACUGUGUCUGUGAUACAAUAUCCACAGUCAUCGUCUGGGAACUGGUGUGAUGUAAAACUUUCUUUGAUGUUUGUAAUUAGGAUGGUGUUUCAGAUCCCUAUCUGGCCAUCCAUAUAUAGAUUUUCUGUGUUUUCAUUGCCCUUCCAUCACCGACUUGGGCUUCAUCACUAACGAGCUCUUCGUCAAUGGGAGAUUAAACCUUAAUAUCUUCUUACCUAGCGUUUUUGUUAUAUAUAAGUGAUCAUUGUGAUUUUUCUGUGGUGAAAUGAUCUUCAACAGAACAAAAACUACUUAGAAGCUUUGAAUGUAUCCAUAAUUAGUAGGUUUGUAACUGUUUAGGUACCUCUAUCCUUCCACUGUUAUGCAGAUGAUGGAAAUGGAGUAAAUGUACAGACAGAUAUACAGUAAGUGAAGGCUAAUGUUAAUAAAAUACCGAGAGACUCACAGUAAUUCAGAGGUCAAGGAAUAUCAAAUUAAAGCAUGUAUGGUGGUGAAGAUUUUUUUAAUGGAUUGACAUUAUUUACCUUUGUGACAGAUAUGACUGUUGUGUCAUCAGCAUUCGUUCACCAAACACAUAUUUUUAAGAAAGAAAGAACAUUAUCUGGGUUAUAGAAGGAAAUUGUUCUCACAACUGUAACUGUCACACUCAAGAGACACCAUGAGAGCUGACAGAAACUCAUCCUUCACAUCCUUGCAGUUAACUUUCAGGACAGUAGAAAGAAAGUAGAAUGAACAGGUGACAAAAAAAAGUUACUACAGACAAAAAAUAUGUGGUACUUUCAUCAUGCACAGUAUAAGCUUGCAAAGUUUCUUCAUCCUGUGAUCAAGGCCUCAUUAGAAAUUUUGAAUACACAACAUUUUUACAGCAGUAAAUGCUUUAAUUUCUUCUCCAAGUAGUUCCCCAUUUUCAUAGACAGCCUAGGUGGACCCAGCUCUGGUUUGUUCCUUAGUUUUACAAUCACACGCUGGUGGUUUGCAUGAGCGUCUGCUAAGGCACAAAGA
This is a messenger RNA of Schistocerca gregaria, 3348 nucleotides long. RefSeq names its product E3 ubiquitin-protein ligase SIAH2-like. Gene Ontology annotation, molecular function: protein binding. The transcript is spliced from 2 exons. Bases 101 to 946 code for a protein of 281 amino acids. Gene Ontology annotation, cellular component: cytoplasm. The record is from RefSeq and is a predicted model, not a curated record. NCBI's taxonomy places the organism in Eukaryota, Metazoa, Arthropoda, Insecta, Orthoptera, Acrididae. Gene Ontology annotation, biological process: multicellular organism development; ubiquitin-dependent protein catabolic process.